Lacerta agilis (Sand lizard) is the source of this 2382-nucleotide messenger RNA. RefSeq lists its product as uncharacterized. The record is from RefSeq and is a predicted model, not a curated record. The transcript is spliced from 6 exons. The coding region runs from base 245 to 1264 and encodes 339 amino acids. Lineage: Eukaryota; Metazoa; Chordata; Lepidosauria; Squamata; Lacertidae.
UGGGCUUCCUCACGGCACUUCCCCUGGGAUCACCACCCUGCUGCUAUCUUGGGUGCUAAAGGGUGCUGGCCGGGAGAGACAGAACUUGCUUCCUUAAAUUGCAUCUUCAUCUUGUGUCGCAUCCUGUUCCUCCCUUUGGAUGAAAGGCAGGCAAAGCAACUCCAACCUCGCAGUUCACUUUGCCCUUUGCAAAGGCUCUUCUCCCCAUCUAUAACCCGCCUCAGUUUCUUUCGCUUGGGAGACAAUGAAGCUUUUCAAACUGAGCCUGAGUUGGACUUUCUUCCUUCCUUGGCUUCAGGUGCCGGGUGGCGAUGGCUUCCUCAUCAGGAACACCCGUUUGCAAAAAUGCAUCCACGCCUCGUCCCACGAAGUCGGAAGGGUUGGCCUGGCCGACUGCAAGCCCCAGUCUGUGCAAUACCACUGGACCUGGGAUGCCGCCACCCGGGCCAUCGUCCACUGGAAGACCGGGCUGUGCCUGACUGUCCCCAAAGCGCAGGAAUUUGCACCUGCUCAGCUGGAGUCCUGCGGAGGAGACAGGGCGCGCCAAGCCUGGGUGUGCAGCAGGAAAGGCCACCUCACUCUGCAAGGCCUGGGGCUCCACCUCAGCACCAAGCAGGAGGGACACAAGGCCUUCCUCGCCCGAGAGAAGGACAAGUUCAGCAGGUGGAAGAAAGCAACUGAGGAGAUCGUCUGUGCUGCAGACCUGGCAGUGGCCCCUGUGCUCAGCGUCCCAGUGGAGGAAUUUGUAGACCCCCUGGUGUGGGUUCCCGAAGAUAAAACUAUUGCGUUGUCAGAGAUCGGCACCUCCUUUAUAGACACCAGACCCACAUCUCCAGCCAUCGAUGAUGAAUCUAAUAUCACCAGCAAUCUUCCAAAGAACGAAGAUGUCAUCCUGGAAGCAGAUGACGAAAGGCACAUGCCUCAUAAGAAACAUCAGAGGAAGGGUGCAGCUUCCCGAUCUACAGGGACCAACUGGAAGACGGUCAUACUUGCCCUGAGCCCGCUGGCCUUUAUCCUGGGAGUGACAAUCCUCAUUCUCAAUAUCCGGUACAACAGGAAGAAGCGGAAGCAGAAGCUGUCUCCUUGGAAGAGCUGCCGCGUGGUUCAUGAGGAGCGGCCACCCUUACCUAGGGCACCCAGCCCCAAGGGGCAGAUCAUCCCAGCAUCCCCCACUCCUUCACUGAAGCAUGGCGAAAUCUUGAUCGAGUGGAAGGACGGGACCGUCACGCCGCUCUUCGACAACAUGAACUAUCAAAUAUGCUGAACCUGAUGGGCGCCGACUCUGUUGUUUUCAAAGCAAGCGUUUCUGGCAGGGCUCGUUUGACCGAGAUCCAUGCAGCCUGCUGUAUUUCAUUAGACUAACAGUCCUGAUAAGAAAGCAGGUCACCUGGAGAUAAUUUUCUUAAUAAUCACAUUUGCACUGCACAGCUACGCAGCAAGGCAUAGAGCUUCUUUGCUUUGUCUCAAAAUGUACAACCGGGGUUGCCUGCAUUAAGAAACGGCCGAGGGGCUAGGCUAGGUUGUGGUUGCUGCUCUGAGAUGGUACGGUCCUCGCACAGGGGAUGUAUUUGCAUGAAAUCUAAUUCUGGAUCAGGCAGGUUAGUUAUCAAGCAUAUCUGCCACCCCCAUGUGGGUGGCAGGUAUGUCAAGAUGGCACCUUCCCAUCUCACGCCACUGUGGUACAGUCCUCCCAUUAGAACCAGUCAACCUCAGAACUGCAAGUAUGAAAUCAGCCUCUGAAAGGACAACCUUGGGAGAUUGUUUGCAUCACAGUUCAGGUCCUUGUGCGUCUUAGUGUCCGACUGCAAAGGGCUUUUCCCAGUCCACUCUGGGUGUGGCUAGCCUGAGACAACACCGGAGAAAAGGGUUGGGAUAUGUGUGCCCAUGUCGGACCUAAAAGAGGAGGACAGCAGCAACAAACAAGAACCAGCUUUUUGUGCAAGGUCACCUUGGGGUAAUCUUUACUCACCCAGGGCAAGCGGCUUGUUUGCAAGCAGCGAAGGAGCAUUAGAAUGCAGCUAUAUAUAGAACUUUGCAUUCAGCUAACACGGCCCUUUCUGGGAGGCUAACAAAUACGGGUCUCCUUGGCUAUGGCUUAGCUUCCAAUAAGGACAUACCAGGCAUUACAGAAUGAUGCAAGGAUGUUAGUUCCUUGCCUGGAAGUUUUUCACUCUCCAGGUCUUCUGUAACCCAGUGCUUUCCUGAUGCUUAGGGCCACACCUCCCAUUAUCACUCACUAUUGGCCACGGCUGCUGGGAGAUAGCGCCCAAAACUUAUGGGAGGGCACCAGGUUGGAGAAGGCUGCUCAAGAAAAAAGAGGUUUGAGGGGAAAGCUGAGUGAUGAGCGGCCCCUCGGGCAACAGAGGAUGCACAAGGGAGAGU